Molecule: messenger RNA, 792 nt
Organism: Manihot esculenta (cassava)
Lineage: Eukaryota; Viridiplantae; Streptophyta; Magnoliopsida; Malpighiales; Euphorbiaceae
Product: putative gamma-glutamylcyclotransferase At3g02910
Exons: 1
Coding region: 145-687 (180 amino acids)
Molecular function (GO): gamma-glutamylaminecyclotransferase activity
Source: RefSeq, a predicted model, not a curated record
AGUAAUUUUCCCCUUCAAUUAUAGGCCACCAUAUUUGCUCCCAUUUUCCAGCCAUGGAUUGCUUAAAGAAAUCUGAGCAAUAUCUUCUUGGAGUUCAAUUCUCUCUCUCUCUCUCUCUCUCUCUCUCUCUCUCUCUCUCUGACUAUGGCUAUGGCAAUGGCUGAUACGCAAACCAAAGAAACCAUAGUUUUCACAUACGGAACUCUCAAACGGGAUUUCCCCAAUUACACUCUUAUUCAAGAUCUAAUUCUCCAGAAUGACGCCGCUUAUAUUGGCACUUGCAUCACCCACCAAUCACAUCCUCUCGUUAUUGGUCCUCACGGCAUCCCCUUCCUAAUUAAGCUUCCUGGCGCCGGUCACCAUGUUAAUGGCGAGCUCUACUGCGUGUCGACUAGGGGAUUGGCCAGACUCGAUGAGUUUGAGGGAACGAGUAACGGACACUACGAGAGGCUCCCGAUUCAGGUAACAAAAACAGAAAACAAAGGAGAAGGAAGCGACAUCGUUUUAUCGGAGGCAGAAGCGUAUUAUGCGCAUAGGAGUUUCGGCGAGAGGCUCUGGGAGAAGAGAGGAAGAAUUGGGUUAAGUGAGUACAGCCAAAACAAUGCUAAAGAAUAUGUGAAAAAGGAAGAUAGAGAUAAGGAUGUUAGCUUUCUUGACAGUAUAGAAAUGCUUUUGUCCAAAUCUUAGAAAAUGGGAAUUGAAUUAUUUGAAUUAGAAUAAGAGCAUGAAUUUGUUUGAUCUGAUCCAUUAAUUUAGAUUUCAAAUUUGAUUCCUUUCAUGAUGAUUCUAUUA